Messenger RNA from Ipomoea nil (Japanese morning glory), 1723 nucleotides. RefSeq names its product WRKY transcription factor 42-like. Bases 161 to 1627 code for a protein of 488 amino acids. Gene Ontology annotation, biological process: regulation of DNA-templated transcription. The record is from RefSeq and is a predicted model, not a curated record. Lineage: Eukaryota; Viridiplantae; Streptophyta; Magnoliopsida; Solanales; Convolvulaceae. Gene Ontology annotation, molecular function: sequence-specific DNA binding; DNA-binding transcription factor activity. The transcript has 6 exons.
AGUUCAAACAAAGACCUUAAUUAACCUGUUUCUGCUCGAUCUCUCUCCCUCUCUGUGUCUCCGAUCCAUACAUCCUUCUUGAAGACUGCAUAUGACACAGUAGUUCUCGAUCUCAACAACGUAGAAAAGAUCAUAAUCAUAUUGGAUUGUUUCGCACGCCAUGGACGGUUCACCAUCUCAUCAUCAUCACCUUCAUCAUCCGACAGUGAUUCUCAACUCCCUCGACGAUCCUACGUUGCCGCCGCCGCCGCCGCCUGCAGCGUCGUCGUUCCGUCCCGAGAAAAGGGUCGUUAACGAACUAGAUUUCUUCAAGAGAGAGAAUACUGAUUUUGAUUCCGCCAUGGCCAACGAAGCGGCUCUGGUUAGUAAAGGGAAUGGCCGUGUUGGAGAUGAAGCCGUCAACCAUCCCCCAGUACUCGAUACUGGCUUAGAUCUUCUGGGUUCAAGCAAGAAGUCCAUGGUCUUCCAUGGCGCUUCGCCAGCAACAAUGGAACAUAAAGCAACAGUUGAAGAAGAAAGGAGUUUAUAUCUUACAGCUUUGAGGGAGGAGCUGGAAAGGAUGAACUCGGAAAAUCAACGUUUGAAAUCAAUGCUUAAUCAAGUCCACGACAAAUAUAACGCUUUGAAGAUGCACUAUGCAUACAUCUUAGAACAUCAACAGACCCUAAAACCUGAAAUCCCCGAAGACGAUAAGUCGGGUAAAUUGGAUCAGAUGAACGAUGGAUUCGCAGAAGGAAAUGAGAAGAAAAGAAAACUGAAAGAUGAUAUGAAGGAAGAGCAUUCGCAUUCACAUUCGUCGCCAGAAGGCGGCGCCGGCGCCGGCGCGUCACCGCCAUGUCCGGAAGAUAACACCAGAGAAGAAAGCCCCGACAAGGUACAACAAAAGCUUGCUGGCAGAUCCAACGGUGAAAAUUAUUCUGAUCAUCUUCCAGCUGCCGCCGAUCAACCCGCCCCGGCGGCCAAGAAGGCACGCGUCUCCGUCCGCAUACCAUGCGACACACCUUAUUGUUCUGAUGGAUGCCAAUGGAGAAAAUAUGGUCAAAAGAUGUCAAAAGGAAACCCCUGCCCUCGAGCUUAUUAUCGUUGCACCAUGACCUCUACUUGUCCCGUCCGCAAGCAGAUUCAAAGGUGUGCCGAAGACCGUUCGGUUAUGAUAGUUACCUACGAAGGUGAGCACAACCACCCACUGCCGCCGGCCGCCAGGCCAAUGGCAUCCACUACGUCGGCCGCCGCCACAAUGCUGCUCUCAGGCGCCGCUCGGAGUGCGGACGGGCCGGGACGUCCGGUGAAUCUCGAUGUCCUCCCACCAAAUUUCCUCCCAACAAUAUCAACUUUUGCAUCAGUCCCUACCAUCACCCUGGACCUCACCAACCCCAUGGCUACACAGCAAACGCCGCCGCCGUUCCAUUCCCCAAAUCCUCCGCUUCCUCCCGGCAUCGUAAGCGCUGCCGCGGCUGCACUGACGAGAAAUCCUAGUUUUACGGCGGCUUUGGUUUCCGCCAUCACCUCCAUCAUUGGCGGCAGCCAUGCAGCAGCUCAGCCGCCGCCUAACAGUACUGAUCUCAGUGACCAAGAUGUUAAACCCUCUCCCAGCAUGGAAAGCAACGUGCAAGCAAAAGUUUUAUAGAAAUAUAACUAAGGUUAUAUACUCCCAGUCUAUCUUCUUCUUGGAACUAUACUGGAUGUGUUUUGAUCAAUCUGAAUGCAUGCAUGUACAUUUUGU